UGCAUACAACUUUUUCUCUUAAAUUAUAAGAUUUAACCAAGCAAAGAAAUUGUGGAGAAAACAAUGGCGUUGUUGAAAUUUCUAUUCCCACCGUCUCUGUUCGUCACUGCAACGUCUCUAGCAUCUUUCACGGCACUGGCGAGUGCUGGGUUAUCGGAAUUUAGAGGCAAAAAUGCUGAAUAUUCCAAGUUUUUCAACAUCCGUUCAAAUGCUUCCGAUUCAGAAAAAUCGAGCAAGUUUACACUUCCGAGUAGAAUCGCCAUGGCCACGCUUUAUACACCCGCUUUUCUUGCUGGGAUUUCUUCGUUUGCGAUUUUCCCAGAAGAGAAUCUCAGGUUUUUGUUGCUCAAAUCCGCCAUUUCCAUCCAUUUCUUCAAACGAGUUCUCGAGUCGUGUUUUGUUCAUAAAUACAGUGGUGAAAUGGGCAUCGACACAAUGAUUAUAAUACUCUCAAGCUAUUUCAUUUCCACUGCACUCAUGAUCUUUAACCAACACUUAACGAUCGGACUACCGGAGCCUGCAAUUGAUUUGAAAACCCCAGGGAUCCUUUUGUUUUUCCUGGGAAUCUCUGGCAAUUUCUACCAUCAUCUUCUUCUCUCCAAACUGAGAACCGAAGGUCCCAACAAGGAAUAUAAGAUUCCAAAGGGGGGUUUGUUUGGAGUUGUGGUUUUCCCUCACUACUUGUUUGAGGUUUUAAUUUUCUGGGGAUUUGCUUUCAUUUCACAGACUUUGUUUUCAUUUGCAUAUGCCAUGGCAACUACUUGUUACUUGCUGGGUAGAAGUUAUGCAUCCAGGAGAUGGUACCUUUCAAAGUUUAAAGAUUUUCCCAGGAAUGUUAAGUCCAUGAUUCCAUUUUUGUUUUAAUUCUGUAGGUUGAGGAAUGUUGUUUAUGUAUCUGAAGUUAUAUCCAGUCCUCAGCCUUUGAGUAGGGAUGAAGAAGAUGAUGCUAUAAUU
Messenger RNA from Hibiscus syriacus, 954 nucleotides. RefSeq names its product 3-oxo-5-alpha-steroid 4-dehydrogenase 2-like. Gene Ontology annotation, biological process: lipid metabolic process. The transcript has 2 exons. Lineage: Eukaryota; Viridiplantae; Streptophyta; Magnoliopsida; Malvales; Malvaceae. Gene Ontology annotation, molecular function: oxidoreductase activity, acting on the CH-CH group of donors. Bases 64 to 864 code for a protein of 266 amino acids. The record is from RefSeq and is a predicted model, not a curated record.